AUGUCGACCUCGUCAAGUCAGGCGCAGAAAACUGCCGUCCCAUCCACAGGCGCUGUCUCAACACCCAACAAGACGCCUCCCAACAAGCACUUCCGUGGCGGAGUCGUCACAGCCAUCGUUGGCCCAGAUAAGAAAGAAUUUACCGUCCACAGAGAUCUUCUGGUGUUCUAUUCCGACUACUUUCGUGCAGCUUUCAACGGGUCAUUCAUAGAAGCCACCAAUAAAAAGAUCGAUCUGUUGGAUGUCAAUCAAGAGGUGUUCGAGCACUUUAUCACUUGGCUCUACACACGCAAGAUCGCUUCCGAUGAUGACCAGUACCUGGGCUGGGAUGAUCUUGUCAACCUCUGGGUUUUUGGCGAUCAAUUCCAGGUACCCAUGCUGCAGAACUGUGUCAUGGACGAAUUAUUCGCCAAAGGAAACCGCAGUAAACUGGGUUUGCGACUCUCAGCGACCAAACCUGCAUACGAGAAGACUGCACAUGGGUCACCACUUCGCAAAGCCAUAAUCGAGCUCUUGGUCUACAGAUCUGAGCUCGCAAACGCAGACUUUAGUGAACUUUUCACCUUUGAGAUACUCCAGGACAUCAUGCGAGAGACGAUAAUCGCUCGUAAGAACAAGGUUGCAUGUGCCACAGCUCCCAAGAGAGACAAAUGCUUCUUCCAUGUGCAUGGCAAGGAUGAGCAUUGCUGA
Aureobasidium namibiae CBS 147.97 is the source of this 690-nucleotide messenger RNA. RefSeq lists its product as uncharacterized. The transcript has 2 exons. Bases 1 to 690 code for a protein of 229 amino acids. NCBI's taxonomy places the organism in Eukaryota, Fungi, Ascomycota, Dothideomycetes, Dothideales, Saccotheciaceae. Gene Ontology annotation, molecular function: protein binding. The record is from RefSeq and is a predicted model, not a curated record.